This is a messenger RNA of Hevea brasiliensis (rubber tree), 2289 nucleotides long. RefSeq names its product putative L-type lectin-domain containing receptor kinase V.2. Gene Ontology annotation, cellular component: plasma membrane. The record is from RefSeq and is a predicted model, not a curated record. The transcript has 2 exons. Bases 210 to 2156 code for a protein of 648 amino acids. Lineage: Eukaryota; Viridiplantae; Streptophyta; Magnoliopsida; Malpighiales; Euphorbiaceae. Gene Ontology annotation, biological process: protein phosphorylation. Gene Ontology annotation, molecular function: protein kinase activity; ATP binding; carbohydrate binding.
UUAUUCAAACAAUGAGGUCAUAAACCAACUCAAAAUGGGGAGAUAGACUUUCACCCAAAAAGAAAAAGAAGAGAUAGGCCAAAGGAUAUUUUGUCAUGUUGUGGAAAAUAAGGGAGAUGCAGACUCUAAAUGCUCUGUUUCUCUUAUUCUAUACAAAUGAAGCUCUGUCUCUCAAAUAAUUUAAAGUAAAGGCCUAACCCUUCUGGAUCAUGUCCUGCACAAUUCUCAUCCUAUAUUUCUUUCUCAAGCUUGCAUCUUCAGACAACAACACUCAAGAUGGAUUCUUGUUCGAUGGUUUCUUCAAGUUGGGUGGCAGCGCAGAGGUAAACAAUUCCAAUAUGUCCUCUCAUGUAAUAUUUGCGGAUAGUGGCCUGAGCGAAGCAGGCCAAGUCUUCUAUAACCGUACUUUCAAAUUCAAGAACUCAACUACUGCUCCUGUCUUCUCCUUCUCCACUACCUUUAUUUUUGCAGUAGUAUCCAACGACCCUGAAUUCAGCGGCCAUGGUCUUGCCUUCGCUAUCUCACCAUCGAAUGUUGCAGUGGAGCUUGACACAGACCAAGAUUUCCAAUUUGAAGACAGAGAUGAUAACCAUCUGGGUAUUGAUAUUAAUGGUUUAGUAUCUGUGAAAUCUGCUACUGCUGGCUACUUUGAUGAGCAUGGGCAUUUCAAAGAGCUAUAUCUCAAUAGUGGGAAACGAAUUCAGGUUUGGGUUGAAUAUGAGAGUUUGAAUCAACAGCUCAAUGUCACAAUACAUCCAAUAAAAAAACCUAAACCCAUGCUUCCACUUUUAUCCUUGAAAAGAGAUCUUUCCCCUUAUUUCUUUGAGUUUAUGUAUGUUGGUUUCUCAUCUGCUAGUGGGUCUAAAUGUUCUCACUACAUCUUGGGUUGGAGUUUCAGGAUGAAUGGUCAAGCUGAGGAGAUUAACCUGUCUACCCUUCCUGAGAUUCCUGGUGUUACAAGAGACAAUGAAGACGAUGCGGGGGAUGGAUAUAGAAAAGUGCAGAAGAUGUUGGCAGUUGUAUUAUCUUUAAUUGGGGGUAUUUUUCUUCUACUCUUGAUUUUUGGAGCACUUAUGAUUUCAAGGAGGAGAAAAUUCAUUCGGGUACUUGAGGAUUGGGAAGUGCUUUAUGGACCUCACAGGUUCUCCUAUAAGGACCUAUUUAUUGCUACUCAAGGCUUCAGAGAUCGACAACUUCUUGGAAAAGGAGGUUUUGGCAGGGUAUACCGAGGCAUUCUACCAUUCUCAAAUGUUCAAAUUGCAGUAAAGAGAAUUUCUCAUGAUUCCAGUCAAGGAAUGAGAGAAUUCGUAGCUGAAAUCGCAACCAUCGGCCGUCUCAGGCACCCAAACCUGGUUCGACUUCUGGGAUAUUGCAGGCGCAAGAAUGAACUUUUCUUAGUUUAUGACUAUAUGCCUAAUGGAAGUCUUGAUAAGUUCCUUUAUCGAGUACCCAAUUGCAUGCUAGACUGGAAACAGAGAUUCAAAAUCAUCAAAGAUGUGGCAUCUGCACUCUUCUAUCUGCACCAACAAUGGGUUCAAGUUAUAAUCCACAGAGAUAUCAAGCCUGCCAAUGUACUCAUCGACAAUGAGAUGAAUGCCAGGCUAGGAGAUUUUGGUCUUGCCAGGUUAUGUGACCAUGGAAACGAUCCUCAAACCUCUCAUGUAGCUGGUACUCCAGGUUAUAUUGACCCUGAGAUUGUGCAGAGGGGAAAAUCAACCACAUGCACUGAUAUAUAUGCAUUUGGGGUGUUUAUGCUUGAGGUUACUUGUGGCAGAAAGCCUGUGGAUCCUCGGACUUCGCCGGAGAAAGUAGUGUUGAUCGAUUGGGUAAUGAAUUGCUGGGAUCGAGGAGCUAUUUUGGAGACAGUUGAUUGCAGACUAGGAAAUGAUUAUGUGUCGCAUGAAGCUGAAUUGGUUUUGAAGCUUGGAUUGCUUUGUUCACAUCCAGUGGCCGCAGCCAGGCCAAACAUUUCUAGUGUAGUACAAUUCUUGGAUGGAGCUGCUCAGUUGCCUGAAAAUGUAAGUUCUAUAAUAAAAUCUCGAGAUUCCAGUGAUGGCUCCAGUCAAGGAGGAGUAGGCAAAGAUGAAUUCCCUUCUGGAAAUGUUUCCAUUGCUUCAUUGACAUUUACAGAAUCAUUUGCCUCUGACGGACGUUGACGUAGCAUGGAUUUUUGUUUGAUUUGUAUAUAUAUGUGUAGAAAUUCUUGUCUAGGUUAGAUUUAUUACGAACUCAAGAUAAAAUAUAUGAGAUUUAUAUAUUUAAUAAAUAAAUUUUAUCACACAUUUCAUA